Messenger RNA from Entelurus aequoreus (snake pipefish), 8998 nucleotides. It is a transcript of the gene fam78ab, whose product is annotated as family with sequence similarity 78 member Ab. The transcript is spliced from 2 exons. The record is from RefSeq and is a predicted model, not a curated record. NCBI's taxonomy places the organism in Eukaryota, Metazoa, Chordata, Actinopteri, Syngnathiformes, Syngnathidae. Bases 695 to 1660 code for a protein of 321 amino acids.
GCGGGUGAACCUGCCGAGUGGCUGCCGGAGCAAUGACAGCCAGCUGGGUACCGACUCGGACCGAAGCGCCGCUUUCCUACCGGCGAGGUGACAGCUGACGGUUUUCACACUUUGUUUUCAAAGUUGUUGUUUUUUUAAUUCGAAAUAACAUUUGACGCCAAAGAGGGAAACCUACAGUGAAGUGACAUGGGUGCUGAAGUGGACCCGGCGGUGUCCUCUGGAUGUUGCGGUAGUUCUGCGACCCAUACCGGGCUUGAGUGCUUGCUGUGGACACGCUGCUUGUUUCUGCGUGGGAAAUGAUUCGCCGUGGAGAAGAAGAAUAAAGAUAACGUUUUUAUUUUAUUUUUUAAUUUUAUUUUAUUUUACCGCUUUACUGUGAAAUCCUCCAUCAAGUGUUAUUUUCUAGGUAUACUUCCUUUUUGCUUGUUUUUUGAUUUGUCAUGCAACUACUCUGCAUGUGCCUUCAUAAUUCUGACCAUGAUUUGUUGAUAUGACUGACAUAUUAAUUGAUUUUUUAAAAUCAAACUCAGCCUAUAGUGCAGGAUUAAAAAGACUGUCCACUCUGGGGCAUAAAAUAACAGACUGGAAAUAGAUCACGAGUGGGUGAUUUUGUUGGAUUAUUUUGGUGGUAAAGACAUCAAAUUGUUAAUUAUGAUUUUUCUAGCUUGCAUGCUGCAGAUUGCAAGUUGGUGCCAUGCACAUGCAUAAGAUACCCUUUUCUUUUAAAAAUGUAAAAACAAGUACUUUCUUUGUUUAUACAUUUUUUUUUUUUUUUUUUUUCCGCAUCAACUUUCCUCCUAUUCCCAUGCGUCCUCCCCACACGCAGGACCUGCUGUGGACCGUGUUGUGGACUGUGUUGCUUCCCGGUGCCAUGGGCUGCAUCCAAAGCAUCAGGUGCAAGCCCAAGACUUUCCGUGACAGCAUCGCCGUCCUGGAGGUGAACGCUUCCAUCGACUCCAACCCCACCAGCAUCGACGAGUCCUCCGGCGUGGUCCUGCGCUACCGGACGCCGCACUUCCGCGCCCAGGCCCGGGUCCUGGUGCCGCCAGUGGCCGGUAAAGAGACGUGGACCGUCGGUUGGAUUCAAGCUUGUAACUACAUGGAGUUCUAUAACACGUAUGGCAGCAAAGGGAUGUCCAGUUGGGAGCUCCCUGAUCUCCGUGAUGGAAAGAUCCAGGCCAUCAGCGACUCAGACGGUGUCAACUACCCCUGGUACGGGAACACCACGGAGACCUGCACCAUCGUAGGUCCCACCAAGAAGGACAGCAAGUUCACCGUGAGCAUGAAUGACAAUUUCUACCCUAGCGUCACCUGGGGCGUGCCGGUCAGCGACAGCAACGCGCCUCAGCUCAGCGGCAUCCGCCGAGACCAGAGCUUCACCACCUGGCUGGUGGCCAUCAACCAGGCCACCUCGGAAACCGUCGUGCUGCAGACCAUCCGCUGGAGGAUGCGGCUUCACAUCCAGGUGGACCCGGAGAAGCCUCUGGGUCAAAGGGCGGCUCUGACCGAGCCGGUCGCCCAAGAACAGCCGCAGAUUUUAGGCAAAAACGAGCCCAUCCCGUCCAAUGCCAUGGUCAAGCCCAACGCCAACGAUGCGCAGUUGCUCAUGUGGCGGCCCGACGUCGGGGACCCUGUGUUGGUCAUCCCACCUAAAUACUAACCACACACUUACCAUGCUGGAACGUCAUUUUUUUAUGUUAAAAACCGACACCAGCUGUGAUGACUUUAGGGACUAAACAAAAAAACACAACCAUUCUACCUUGAAUCGGGGUCGGGUCUCACUGUGCGAAACGAAGUCACUGACUUCAAUUUGGGUUUGUGUGGAUUUCUAUUAUUUCAGUCACCACGACUGAGCGUUGAUUUUUUGGUUUUUAUUCAUAAGCUGCGAGUGUCCACUUUUGUAUUUGCGUGUCAGUGUGCGGAUCCUUUUCGUUUUUUAUUUUUUAAGCCUAUCGCAAGAUGUUCAAAUCCAUGCUGCCUUACAUUUACAUCGCUCUCUCUACUCCGAAACCCUUGAGCCUUAAACUAAGUGCAAUGCAAUGUUUUUGUUUGCCCCCGCCCCCGUCCGUCCGUGUCUUCCUUGCAUUUUUUUUUUGGUGCCGCAUUUGUGAGUCCGGAACAGAAACUUGUGUAAAAGGGAAGAAAGUUGAAGCUUCUACAACUUAAAAAAGAAAAUUAGUGUUUAACACGCUGAACUGUCAUGUAAAAAAGAACGAGGACAUUCCAUGGGCCAAACGGCUUUGUGGCGCCCCCUAUUGGUUGUGGUCAAUUAGUUGUGCGUGAUCGCGCUUUUAAAUUUGACACACACCUUGUUUGUCAAAUUCCAUAGUGAUUGGCCUUAACACCUUUUAAUAAGGACAACGGAUUCGAUUUCCAAAGCUGAAAACCCACCAUUCGUUCACGGUGGUAACCCAGCAAGAACAAGACGUUGAAACAACGUUGUUCAUUUACGUCCCGACGUUGAGCAACUCAAACCUAACGUUGGAACAACAAUGCUUUUUGACGACGUUUAAUCAAUAUUGGGUUCUGACGUUGAUUUGACCAUUGAAUUUUGGUCAUUUACCAAGCAAUAUUCUACAACACAAACACAACGUUGAAACAACAUGCUUUUUGACGUUUAUUCAAUGUCGGGUUGUGACGUUGAUUUGACCGUUGAAAUUUGUGGAUCCAAUGUUUGACACCAAAGUUUUUCUCAAUUUACAAAUACAACUAUUUUGCAAUGUUUUAAUUAAUUUAAAACUAAUUAUUUAAUUAGCGCCUACCUCCGACCACCACCAAACAUUCAUACACCGUGACGAGGAUGGCAGAAGACGGAAUCGAACCAGGAACCCUUAAGUUGCCGCUCCUUUAAAUUAAUAGGCGUGUAUUUUUCUUUGUUAAAAUUUCAGGUUGUAGUGAUUGAUCAUGUGUGGCAACCAAUCUUGUGUACCAUUUUGUAAACAUCCGUCCAUUUUCUACGGCUUGUCCCUUUCGGGGUCGCGGGGGGGUGCUGGAGCCUAUCUCAGCUGCAUGUGUUCGUCAAAUUUCGUGGUGAUCCGCCUUAAAGGGGAACUGCAAUUUUGCCUAUCGUUCACAAUCAUUAUGGAAGACAUGACGACGAAUGGAUUAUUUUUUUAAUGCAUUUAAACUUGUAAAUAAAUAGAAUAGAAAGUACUUUAUGAUCCCCGGGGGAAAUUCAGCACCACAGUUCGCUCACAAUAGACAAUAAUAAUAAUAAAUAAUAUAAUAUAUAUAAUAUAUUAUAUAUAUAAUAUAUGAAUAGUAUAAAUAUAUUCUACAUUUAAGUGCAGUCACUAUAGUCAAUAAAGUCCACUUACAGCGGAGCCAAUGGGAGGUCCUCUAGUUCCCCCAUAAAAAACAAUAAAUAACCAUUCAAAAAGUGCCAGCAAUACCCCAUUUACAUUUCGUGACUUGAAUAUGAACCAAGUAUUAGUGAUAUUGUUAUUAUAAGCACUAACACAGACAAACUAUUUAUAGCGGUGACGUGAUCACUACUGUGUGUCCCUAUGUUUACAUCAUCGAGUGGUUUGCUGUUUCCUCGCUUCCCUGCUCCCUGGAAGUUUAUUGUAGAUCAUAAAUCAUGCCUCUCACAUGGACAGAAGAAGUCUGAGUAGGUAUUCCGACAAGUUGGUACACUUUGACAGCCCGAAAAUGGCGACAAAAGCACAAAAAGACCCUCCCACCCCCUCGUUUUUUGGUGAGGAUUAUCAAUCAAUCAAUCAAAGUUUAUUUAUAUAGCCCUUGAUCACAAGUGUCUCAAAGGGCUGCACGAGCCACAGCGGCUCAGAUCCCCUUAUGAGUCAUUCUUCAUCUAAGUGGGAUUAUAUGAACAUCCUAACAGUCUGCAUCUUAAUGACAGCAGACAUUGCACAUUAAGUGAUGUUGUAUUAUGUUUGUUGGCUCUCAAAAAGUCUGCAGUGAGCAGAAAUCAGUGAAGAAAAAUUAAAAAAAAAAGCUAAAGUUGUGAUGCGCUUUUGAAAUUAAUGCGCCGCGUAUUCUUAAAAUGAUCAAAAUACGUAAAUAUUCAAUGUUAUUAUAAAUGUGCCUGUUACUACAUUACAUAUAUACUUAUAUCAUGUAUAUAAAACCUUAAUGGAGGUGUUUAGAUGUUUUUUAAGGGCUUUAUAGGCAGAAUAGCACUGCUCCCAUAGGCUCCAUUGUAAGCAGACUUUUGAUCACAUUUAAUAUUUAGAAUGCAAAAAAAGCCCCCAAAAACAUCAGUUUUGUCUUUCAUAAUGUUUGUGAACUAUAGGCAAAAUUCCAAAAAAAAGUGCAGUUCCCCUUUAACACCUUCAAGUUAGUUAGAAAAUGUAAAAUCAGUGGGAAAUUUGGGGUCUUAAUACCAGCAAAGGCACAUCACCAUUGGGUGGAUUUUUAUUCUUUAAAACGUCACCUGAAGUGUGCAGCGGUUCAAGACGAGAAGCAUUAGCUUCCACAACAAAUCCAUCUUGCGAAGAUGAAAAAUUAAGAUUAAGGGUCCAACCCUUGAUUUCAGCAUCAAGAUUUUUUUUUUUACCAUGAAUUGAUUAACGUGGACCCCGACUUAAACAAGUUGAAAAACUUAUUCGGGUGUUGCCAUUUAGUGGUCAAUUGUACGGAAUAUGUACUGUACUGUGCAAUCUACUGGUAAAAGUCUCAAUCAAUCAAUCAAAAGGUAAUCUGUUUCGUCAGGCAAGACCCCGGUGCCACCCACACCGGUGUAAAUGUAGCUUAAUGUAUUUAACGUCGUCUCUAUGUAAAGCGCUUUGAGUCAGUAGAGAAAAAGCGCUAUGUAAAUAAAAUCUACUUCACAUAGUAAGAAUAAAAGGGGCUCGUCUCCAUUAAAAGCACAAAAUAACCCUCUGGCAACUUGAACGACUUAAAAAAAGGACUCAAGUCUUCUUUUGUGUGACAAAAGUGGACAGAAAAAGUUGUAAUUUAAUUGUUCGUGUUGAGGCUCUGAAACCCCCCAAAGUAACAAAACAAGCCAUUCUCAUCUCGUUUUUAAACUGCUGCUGAGCAUUUCAACACUCCUCUCUUUGGAGAAGGACUAUGCAAAUGUAGUGGGGCAAAAGAGACAAGAAAAGCAGGCAAAGAGUACACUCAAAUACAGCCGGGAUGGUCGCCAUGCCAUCCCACACACUUACAAGUAAGGUGGAGCAGAUGGCGUCCAUAAAGUAUGUGGAAUUUGCAAGGAAGGAAUUAUCAGUAGUGACCAGUGAAUAGUGAAUAAUGUCCUGACAAACCACUGGUGUUGCAAGCUCUACUUAAAUAAUGCUAAGCAGAACAAUAAAACAAUCCCAAUAAGUGAUAGAUGAGUAUGCUGAGUUAAAACAAAUAAAACAGUCAAAAUAGAGAAAGAGACUCAGGCUGCCAUCCGGAUGAGAGUUUAAGAAAAGAAGGGCUGGCGGGGAGACUCCUGACAUAAUUAGAUCACUUGGAUGCCCCUCAAGAACUGAACCGUGCCAAGCCAAGCUUGUGUGUGAAAGGUCUCAGCCGAAGGGGUCGCCCGGCCGGGUUAGUUAGGUUUGCAAAUGUCAGCUGAGGCUGCGCGGGAUUGUCGCGGUUUUAAAGGCCGGCAUUGUUCUGUGUAAACAGGACUGAUACAGAAGGAAGGGGACCAGGUUUCCUGUCCUUUGGAGUUGGAGCGCCCAUAGAGGUGGGAUGGCACAUGUGAGGAAUCAGGUGUCAAACACAUCGGGGCCAUGGAAGCACUCCCAUGGGUCAAGUCACAAUAUUUUGCGACAGAGGCAAUUUAUGCAAAUUAUGCUUGGCCUUGCACAUUUUGGCCAAUGGAAUCUUCCCAAGCAGCGCUCGAAUGCAACGCGGUGGUCCUCACACUUUUUUUUGUCACAAAGGACCACCUCAGAAAAAAACCUGGCUUUCCAAGUAUCAGCAUUAAAAUACAGUAGCGCAGUCGGCCUAAGUGUGCAUUAAAAACACGGCAGAGGUUUUACUGCAUAAGUAUACAUUACACACAGUUUGAACAGUAACACUGUGUUUGCAUGUAGGAAAAUUAAAAAACUGUAGAGACUCUUUGGCGUACCACUAGAUGAAGCCCGCGUAUCAUCCCACGGUUUGACAGUUACUGGCCUAACCAAUCAAACGUCUCCCUGCCUGCAUCUCGGGAGAGUGGGGCGACAACUUUUUUAAAAAUGUUGCAGCAAAAUCCGACAUUUGAUGUGGGGGUUGAAAGGGGAAAACCUGCAAAAACGUAAAAUAGCUUCACAAAACACAACUGCGGGGAAAACACACUUCGUUAUAUCGGUAACUCUAUAAGAAAGUUCUUUUUUCUGGGCAUCCUUAUGCAUUUGUGUAUCCCUCUCACACCCGGUACCACUUGUACCCCUUACUUCCUGGUAGCAUGCUCACUAUGGAGGCCCAAAUGGGACAUCAUUAAAUCAAUGUUUGGAAUAAUUACUUACAUGUGUCAUUAACCUCUUAAGCUGUUUGUUUACAUGCUUUUUUUUAUUUCUCUUUGCUAUUUGGGCUUAUUGGACCCUAAUUAGAAUAAAAACUAAAAAUCAUCUUUUUAUAUGAUGUACUUAGUCCAUAAGUACACAAACGUGUACUUCAUGUGUAGUGUCAUGCAAAUUUUUAUUUUUACACUUUUUUUUUCCCAAAUUCCAUUGUAUGUUAUACUCUUCUGACACCACCAGAUAGCAGUAUAAGUGUUCAUAUGUCGGCAUAAGACCCCAAUUCAGUAGUGUACACAAUUUUGGAAAUAAGAGCUAAAAGGUGCUGUCCACGCAUGUGGCCACUAAGGCCUUUAGAGGUUAAGUAAUCAAAUCAUGAAAACAAUUUAAUCGAUAUUUAAGUAAAUCGUAAAAUAAAUAAAUCACCAAAUAAUACAAUUAAUAAUUAAAUCAGGGGUGUCAAAGUCAAGGAAUGAAUUAUCUAUGGCCCCCGGGGUGAUAUUUGAUUAGUAUUAGAACCGGCCCGCAGGCCACAGCCGCCUGCUGCUGGUUUGCACGCACCAAUACUCCAUCAGUGUUGGUGCUUAGGAAUUAUCAAAAUGGGGUCCCAGGGACCCCAGCAAGUCAUAAAAAUGGGGCCCCACAGUACAUUUUUGGGGUCCCACUUUUUUUGUAACCGAUUUGAAAACAAAUGAUAAAUGUAUGCUUUAUCCUGUUAUAUCUCACAUUCUAUAUUGUGUUUUGGAAAAAGGUUGACAUAAACGUUAAUUUUUUAAAAAUAAAUAAAAAUUUUUUAUGCAUAUUUAAAUGUAUUCAGUUAUAAACCAUUAAUUCACUUUCUUCUUUCCUUCAUUGAUCUAAACUUUACCGCUGCCGGUAUUUUUUUUCUAUAUUUUUAUUGUAAUAUUUUCAGAAUGUGUUUGUUCUAUUUUUGGCCAAAGUAAGUCAAAGAAAUCAAUCUGAAGUUGUCUUUAUUUUUUUAGUUUUAAUGCCAUGAUUUUAAUAGUCCGGCCCACGUGUGCACAGAUUUGUGGCCCCUCAGCUAAAAUGAGUUUGACACCCCUGAAUUAAAUGAUGCCAUUUAAUUUGUAUAAUGAAUUAAUAUGAUAGUAAAUUAAUGACAUAUAAUAACAAACGUACAGAUUUAAAUCUAAUAUAAAAUAAUUUAGACUUAGACUUCCUUUCAUUGUCAUUCAAAUUUGAAUUUAAGAACGAAAUUUCAUUGCAUUAGCUCGUUGUAGUGCAGGAUAAAAGAACAAUACGGUGCAGAUAUAAAUAAAUAGAUUACUGUACAGAUAAAUAUAUUGCAUUUUUGCAUAUGCAUCCACAUGUAUGGAUGUAUGUUGUAUUGUCUUUAUAUUCCAGCUAGUUAAUCCGUUUUUGGGGCGGAAUUGAGGGGAUAAUUAUGAUGCGUUCAAGAGUCUUACGGCCUGAGGGAAGAAGCUGUUACAGAACCUGGAGGUUCUGCUACAAAGGCUUUGGAACAUCUUUCUAGAGUCCAGCAGUGAAAACAGUCCUUGAAUGACACAUUUAAGUAAUCAUUUGAAGAUGUAUUUAUUUAUUUAAUUUUGUCCCACUUGGCACUCCGAAAAGUAACUUUCGGUUUCAUCGUACAUUAUUGGUUUUCCACGUAUUGCAUGUGUUUUGGCAUUUUUUUGGGUGCUCCCGACGUUGCACCGCGUUCGUCCCUGUGGGCCACAGCAAAUGUUAUGGCGGUUCAAUCCCCCCCAAAAAAGAGCCUGCAUUACAGUUGUUUUCGGUCAACAUUGAGAUACAUGAAUCUAGACCAGACCUGGGAAAAAUAAGGCCCGGGGGCCACAUGCGGCCUGUUAAGCUUUUCAAUCUGGCCUGCAGGACAUUCCCAAAAAAUUUUUUUGGAUCUUUAAAAUUGAAACUAGCUGCCAUUAUGAUGUGCAGUGAUGUUUUCUAAUGACCGCAAGUCUUGAACUAUACAAAGUAUUUCAAUGGUUGGAAUCUGCGCUUAUGGAUGAUAUACCAGUUACUAUGGUCAUCUAAUUAGUUACUAUGGUCAUCUAAUUAGUUACUAUGGUCAUCUACGUCACAGCAUUUUAGACGAGGCACGACGCAGUGUGGGCGGGAAGCGUUUCCAAAGACGCGGAAGGAGAUUUUCACAACAAAGUUCUAAAGCUUAGUGAUAUAUCAGAUAUAUCAGAUUGUAGGUGGGUUUAUUUUGUACCUUUCGCGUUCAUAUUACACUGUUUGUUGCAUUUUUGUUGCGUUUCACUUGAUUGUAAAAUAUGUCGAUCGAAAGGCGGUGUGACGUUCAUAUUUUGUCAAUAUUCAGUGUUUUAUUGUUCGUAGAAAAAUUUAAAAUUCCAUUACGUUUUUUCAGGCGGUCUGUCAUAAUGUUUUUAGCAUUCAAUCAGACAUUAUUGUGAGGUUUUGUAUUAGUGUUCCUAAAAAUAGAUAUACCGGCCCCCAGACACAUUUUUUGCUCUAAAUGUGGCCCCCGAGUCAAAAUAAUUGCCCAGGCCUGAUCUAGACAGAUGAAGUAUUUCAUUGACAUGUGUCCCCCGAGACUUGAGUUUGACACCAAUCUCCUCUCCGACUCUGUUGUGUUGAAAGCGAUUGUCGUUGUCAGA